This is a messenger RNA of Penicillium crustosum, 1794 nucleotides long. Its product is annotated as DUF3176 domain-containing protein. The record is from RefSeq and is a predicted model, not a curated record. NCBI's taxonomy places the organism in Eukaryota, Fungi, Ascomycota, Eurotiomycetes, Eurotiales, Aspergillaceae. The coding region runs from base 1 to 1794 and encodes 597 amino acids. The transcript has 4 exons.
AUGCCCACUAAGUCUGGAGGUGUCCACCAAAGCCUCGACCCCAACCCAGGAAAAAGCCGCAGACAGCAAAUUACACAACGCCCCCCAAACAUAGACCACUGGUGGGGAUGGGAUAUACUUGGGCUCGUCUUAGCGCUUGCAAUCCUGAUCGCAAUAAUCGUCAUCCUGCGUGUGUAUGAUGGAAAGCAGCAACCCAGCUGGAGGUGGAUUUCGCUCAACACCCUGCUCUCGUGGCUGAGCACGGUUGGAAAGGGCUGCAUCGCAUUCCCCAUUAGUGCUGGCCUGUCGCAGCUCAAGUGGGUGUGGUUUGCGCAGAGAAAGCGCCCGUUAUCAGACCUGAGGGUUUUUGAUGGCGCUAGUAGAGGCAUUUAUGGGAGUGCAGAGCUGUUAUGGGCUUUGAGGAUGCGUCAUUUUGCGGUCUUGGGUGCCAUUGCGAUGCUGCUCGCAGUUGGGUUUGACCCAUUCAUUCAAAAUCUGGUGAAUUACUCGCCCGAUCUUGUCGUGGAUGCAUCACGAAUCUCUCGUCUAGCAAAUACCACAGAUUAUAGUGGCCUUGGGCCGCUGCAAGCCGCCGCAGAGAACUUCUAUAUUGAGCCUACAUUCAAAGGCAACAUAUACAACUCCAUAUUUAGUACGGAUAUACGGAGGCCAUGGGCCAUCCCACAGUAUAUGUGCCCAACAGGCAACUGCACCUGGGACCCCAUUGCCUCCCUUGCAGUGCGCGCCCUUUGCUCAGACGUUACAUCCUCCAUCAAGAAAACAUGCGAACACAUUGACAGCCCCGACGCUCCAUAUGACAAUUGCACGGUCUCACUUCCAAAUGGGGCAUCUGCAUAUUAUGCCGACGGUUAUAAAGCGGCAGCAAUUGCCUUACAAGUCCAACCCUCGUCUCAGCCCGUCGUGUACAUCAAUGCCACCUUACCAGUUAUACAGCGCAUCCAAGCAGUAGUACCAAGAACGAAAGAAGGUUGGAAUAUAGCUUCAUAUAUCCGCGAUCAUCCUAGAUAUGUCGCGACGGAAUGUUCCCUGGAACCCGUCGUCCGCAGUGUCAGGGCCUAUGUUAAUAGCUCCGUCUACAACGAAACCACUCUCGCAGAGUGGCCAAAAGCAGAGGCGUGGAAGGACAAGACAAAGAGCAACUACGGGUACUCGCUCCUCCCGGACUGGAAUUCAAGCCUGGGUAUCCAACCUGGUCAGAAUUUUACUCUGUUCCCGAGUAGCCACAGUACAAUCUCGCUCUUCAUGGAGUCACUUUUUUCUGGCAAGGCACAGACCGACAUGAUGCAACUAGCAUUUGUCCCAACUGGAAACCAAUACGGGUUCUCAUAUGCGGUAGCUGAUGUGAUCCAGGCUUUUAUGUAUGGGAACGUCACAGGCUGCGCGGAUAUUGAGAACGACCGGUUUGUUUGUGCAAUGAGGAAUGUUGCUGAUGCUAUGUCCAAGUCGUUCCGCGACCAGGCGUAUAUCGAUAAUGAGCAGGGGGCUAACAUGGUACUGGGCCACACACAGGUGAAUGUGAUUAUUGUUCACGUCCAUUGGCAGUGGUUAACCUUGCCGUUGCUUGUUUGGCUGCUUGGUGCUGUGACAUGGUUAGGGACGGAGUGGAAAACGCACCGCGGGAAGUUACAGAAGUGGAGUGAUAAUCCGCUUCCAUUGUUGUUUCUCUAUCGAGAUGGGGAAGAUAGUCGAAGUGACAAAGUGCAGGGGUUGUCUAACAAGGCGUAUGAGCGGCGGGCCAAGAGCAUUCAUGCGCAGCUGUAUACCAAAGAGAAUCAGGCAGCGUUGGCUGAGUAG